Messenger RNA from Leishmania mexicana MHOM/GT/2001/U1103, 1815 nucleotides. RefSeq lists its product as hypothetical. The transcript has a single exon. NCBI's taxonomy places the organism in Eukaryota, Euglenozoa, Kinetoplastea, Trypanosomatida, Trypanosomatidae. The coding region runs from base 1 to 1815 and encodes 604 amino acids. The record is from RefSeq and is a predicted model, not a curated record.
AUGGUCCUGUGUGGUCUCUCCAAGACAGAGAACCGCUUUGACCAUGUCGGCAUGUUUUUGAAGAUAAGCGAGGAUGAGCUCCGCAAGUACCCCGAGGCACGCAAGCGCGUCGAGGAGUUGUCGCCGUCAGGCACGUACGUGCUCGAGACGAACAUGCGUGGCAUCACACUGUACCCAGCGGAGGGGCGAGUGCGGCGCACAUCUGCCAAUGAGGUAGCCUGGCGCUCCGUCAACGUGGGAGACACCGAGAAGCAACAAGAGACGCAGGAGGCAUUUCUGGAGCAAAUGGAAUCCAUGUACAGCACUCCGUACGAAAAUGAGGUUUUUCAUCUUAUCCCCUCUAUCUGCAGUCCUCCAGACAAGAUGGACCGAGUACGAGCCGCGCACAAGUUCAACACACUUCGCCUCGAGGUGGCGGCCCUCACAGAAAUGGCCAAGACGCAUCCUUGCCAGGCGGAGGUCUACCGUGCCGUCGCGCGCAAGUACCGACACGCGCAGUCGUUUCUUCUCUCCACCUAUUUUCCCCACUUGGCCUCCACGUCGCCGACAGACGCACUUGCCGUGAACUGGAGCACCGGCCACUACUGGAUUGACGGGGUCAACAGCGCCCACAAGAUGGUCUGCUCCGAGCUCAUUUGCAACCUGUGGCAUCGUGUGGGUCUCACAGUCGGAUACGUGCCCGCAUCCUCCAUUCGCCCCUUCGACUUGCUCGAUAACGAGCGCUUCAACUUUGUCUCGUCGGCGAGUGAGCUCGGCGAAAUGGUGCCCAUUAGGAUAAGCAAGCCCUACGCGCGGUACUGGAAGGCGCCGAACGGAGGCGCGCCGGUGGCUACGCGGAAUGCCGAGGCUGCGCAGGCUGCCAUGACAGAGGACCAGCGCCUCAAAUUCUACAACGACGUCUUCACCAACAGUGGACGACCCCCGGUGGGGUCGUUGAGGGCCGCCGCCGCCUCCUCGGAGCCGCUUCCGUCUCGGUGGUUGGUGCAGUCGAACACGCGCAGCGACAUCAUUCCCAACUUGUGGUUCCGCAUCUUCUCCUCUGGUGUGCUGUUUGCCGCCUGCGCGGUGCCGUGCGCCCCUUUGACGCUGCGGUGGAUAGAGGGGCAGGCGGGACUGUUCUUGCUGCGUGGGAGCGUCUGGUCCGUCACCUGCGGCGUGUUUGCCCAGAACGUCUCGUUUGCCGCCGUGCAAGCCCUUGUCCUCGCAGCGGCAACGCGCCGCUGCAAUGUGAGUGGGGACGAGCUGGUCAUGGGCUCGCACACGCGCAGCAACCUCGUCGACACACGGCAUCCGUACUAUGACACGGUCGCCCUCUAUGGCCUCUCCGCCCUCGUGGCGCAUUUUGCAAUAACACCCUUGCGUAACGCCAACAUCUCCUACCACUUUGGCCCCGUGCUGCCCGGGCCCAUCUCGAUGCGCCGGCUGUGUAAGGGGAACUUUUUGCUCUCACCUGCCGCCGUUUUGUUGCCCUUUCAAGCCUGCUGGCUCUCCUGGUACGAGACGGCAGGGUCCUUCAUCGUGCCAACGCUAUCGUCUGUGUGGCGUCCUCGAGAGGACCUGCUCGCACGACCGGAGUGGCCGCACUACCGGAGCGAUGCCCUGAUCGGCGCCUAUGUCGCUACGCUCCUCACGGAUACAUUAUUCUACCCCAUUGCCACGUUGGCAACACGCCGAUUCAUGAGCGACCUAUAUAAGCCGCAAAGGUCGCCGAGCUUUGGACGGUCCCUCUACGCUGGCUACCGGUAUCGUCUUGUCAGCAACUUUGUCAUCCUCUUCACAUCCACCGCGUACCUGUACGGACUUGGAAGCAUCUAG